GAGGAGCUGCAGUCGGCGGGACUUCCGUGUUGGCGGGAUUCUGAACGCUGCCAUGGCUCAGACCGUGCAGAACGUUACUUUGUCUCUCACUCUGCCCAUCACGUGCCACAUUUGCUUGGGGAAGGUACGCCAGCCUGUCAUAUGCAUCAACAACCAUGUAUUUUGUUCUGUUUGUAUCGAUCUGUGGUUGAAGAAUAAUAGCCAGUGUCCAGCUUGCAGAAUCCCUAUUACUCCUGAAAAUCCUUGCAAAGAGAUUAUCGGAGGAACAAGUGAAAGUGAACCUAUGCUAAGCCAUACAGUCAGGAAGCACCUUCGGAAAACUAGACUUGAGUUACUCCAUAAAGAAUAUGAGGAUGAAAUAGAUUGUUUGCAGAGAGAAAUAGAAGAGCUUAAAAGUAAAAAUCUCAGCUUGGAGUCACAGAUCAAGACCAUUCUAGAUCCUUUAACUACAAUGCAGGGCAACCAAAAUGAAGAAAAACAUCCCAUUGUAGAUAUUCCAAGUAAAAUUGACCAAGAUACUGUUGCAGAAUGGAAGAAAAAACUCAGAACAGCUAGUGAAAUCUAUGAAAAAGUAAAAGAUGAUGUGGAUAAGUUAAAAGAGGCAAAUAAAAAACUGAAAUUGGAAAAUAGUGGCUUGGUGAGGGAGAAUUUACGACUGAAGGCUGAAGUUGAUAACAGAUCACCCCAAAAGUUUGGAAGGUUUACAGUUGCUGCUCUUCAGUCCAAAGUGGAACAGUAUGAACGUGAAACCAAUCGCCUCAAGAAAGCCCUGGAACGAAGUGACAAGUACAUUGAGGAACUUGAAUCUCAAGUAGCACGACUAAAAAAUUCAAGUGAAGAGAAGGAAACUAUGGAUUCCAUUUGCCAGAAAGCACUUUCUGUAGAUGGCAAAGGAGUCAAAAUCAGUGAGGAUGAUGUGGCAUCAAAGAAUCAAGGUGAUAACACCAGGAAGCAGCCUGGCUCAGUCACCUCUAGUUCUUCUCACCUGGCAAAGCCUUCCAGUAGCAGACUGUCUGACACCAGUUCUGCCAGGCAGGAAAGUACCAGCAAAACAGAAUCAAAUUGUCUUAAGAACAAAGACCUGUAUCAAAAACAAACCGAAAUAAUGUUAGAUGUGACAGAUACAAGUAUGGAUACUUACUUGGAAGGAGAGUGGAGUAAUAAGCCAAGUGACUGUGUACCCUACAAAGGUGAAGAGCUUUAUGAUCUGCCAGCUCCUUGUACUCCUUUGUCUCUUAGUUGCCUUCAGCUAAAUACUCCAGAAAAUAGAGAGAGCUCUGUAAUCAAAGCAGGAAGUUCCAAAAAGCACUCAAACCAUCUCAGAAAAUUGGUGUUUGAUGAUUUUUGUGAUUCUCCAAGUGUUUGUAAUAAAGAUUCUUUAAGAGACGAUAUAAGUAGAAAUGAAAAUGAAAAAAAGUCAGAAUGUUUUACUUCCCCAAAGACAGGAUUUUGGGAUUGUUGCUCCACAGGCUAUGCCCAAAGCUUAGAUUUUGAGAGUUCAGAGGUGAACAAGAUAGCGAGUUCUGCUGGAGAAAUGUCUUCAGAAUUGAGUGAGAAACCCAGCUCAUGUUUAUCCAAGAGGUUGAAUUGUAUUCGCUCUCUCGAAAUGAACCGAACUAGAACAUCCAGUGAAGCAUCGAUGGAUGCCGCCUACCUUGACAAAAUCUCUGAGUUGGACUCAAUGAUGUCAGAGUCGGACAACAGCAAGAGUCCUUGUAAUAAUAAUAGUUUUAAGGCUGUGGAUUUGGAUGGGUUAUCAAAGUCAUCUCAAGGCAGUGACUUUCUGGAAGAGCCUGACAAGAUGGAAGAAACAACUAAACUGAAUCUUUCGAAAGAUGCUCUCACUACUGAUCAGUUAGAAAAUGGAAAUGAAUGGAAACCUACUUCUUUUUUCCUCCUCUCCCCAUCUGACCAAGAAAUGGAUGAAGAUUUUUCACUCCAUCACACUUCUAGUUCAGGAACUAAUGAAAUCAAACUCCCAAGCUGUUUGUUUCAGACAGAGUUUUCCCAGGGUGUUUUGUUAAGCAGUCCACAUCGACUAUUUGAAGAUCAAAGGUUUGGGUCAUCUUUGUUUAAGAUGUCCUCAGAGAUGCACAGCCUUCAUAACCACCUUCAGUCUCCUUGGUCUACUUUCUUUGUGCCUGAAAAGAGGAAUAAAAAUGUGAAUCAAUCAACAAAAAGAAAAAUACAAAGCAGCCUUUCCAAUGCCAGCCCAUCAAAAGCAACUAAAAGUUGACUCAUUAAGGAGGUAUCCUUUGUGUUUUUGUCCUGAAAGGAGUAUAAAUGUUUUUAUUGUUACUUUUUUCACUCCCUGAAAGUUAAAACUCGAUAAUCUGUCAAGUGUCAAGUCAGAAUAGUGGGCUAACUUGUACCCAUAGUACUCAUUUCAUGUUUGAGGGUCUUUUUGACUGGAGAAGGUAGGAAGAGGGUUUUUGUUUCAUUUGAAUUUUUUUUUAAUGACUAUUGUAUGUAGUUGGCUUGGGUAUAUUUUGUUAUCUUGAAUCUUAUUUAACUAUUAGAUACAGUGGCCUAUUAAUGAGGCUCGGUUGUCUUCAGAACUUGGAUUUCUUGAAUAAAUCCUUUAGUAUUGUCUACACUGUGCUCCUGAAUUUCUUUAAAGCUUUUGCUAGGGUAGAAAUUCUUUUGCCCCUUUUUAUUUAUUUUUAGUGAUGGCCUAUCUUUUAUAUAAGGCCAUGAUGGAGAAAUAGCACUCUGACUGUAGUUCAAUACUCACUUUCUUUUUCUUAAAUUUUACAAUAAUGUAUAUAUGUUCCCAUUUUGUUUAACAUUGUGCUUUGUCCAGUUUUUGUGAAAAUGUUCUGCUACUAUAAAACAGCACAUUUUUAUGUGACGAUACUCAUGUCAGGUUCAUAUCUGCUCAUAUUUUUUGUGGGUAUGUAAAAUCAGAAAUUGAGCAGCUGCAUGGAACAGUUGGGUUUGGAGGAGCUUAACCCCUUAUAGCUUCAUUUUUCCAGAUGUACAGUCGGAAAGGCCAAGUUCUUAAUACACUUAUAUCCCUGGAAAAGUUUUUGGUUUGGAUUGUUUUUGUGUUGUUUUGUUUGUUUUAGUGAUAAAUUUCUUGUUUGCAUGUUACCGUUCUUUGUGGAGACUGUAUGCAUGGUUGCAUUUUUGCUUGCUGUAUUUUCCAUCCUUAAGUAAAAGAAGCUUCAAUUGGCUAGUCGAAUGUCUUUUAUGUAGGACAGUUUUCUAAAUGAAAAGUAUUGAGGGGAUGAGGAGAGGUAAGAGCUAAGCACAAGUUUUAAUUUAGGUUCUAAAAAAGUAUAUUAUUCUGUACAUGUUGGAUAUCCUAUAUAGGUUUUUACCAAUGGGUUUGUAUGCUAAUGACUUGUUUAUCUAAUGUGCAUCAAACAUUUUACAUUAAUACUGUAUUGUUUUCAUUAAAACUGCAUGCUUUUCUAUGUGAAUUGAAUAAAGGAUGU
Messenger RNA from Castor canadensis (American beaver), 3440 nucleotides. RefSeq names its product ORC ubiquitin ligase 1 (gene Obi1). Gene Ontology annotation, molecular function: ubiquitin-protein transferase activity. Lineage: Eukaryota; Metazoa; Chordata; Mammalia; Rodentia; Castoridae. Gene Ontology annotation, biological process: protein monoubiquitination; regulation of DNA replication. The record is from RefSeq and is a predicted model, not a curated record.